This is a messenger RNA of Mauremys mutica (yellowpond turtle), 3262 nucleotides long. RefSeq names its product transcription factor 23 (gene TCF23). The coding region runs from base 773 to 1480 and encodes 235 amino acids. The transcript has 3 exons. Gene Ontology annotation, biological process: developmental process; regulation of transcription by RNA polymerase II. The record is from RefSeq and is a predicted model, not a curated record. Gene Ontology annotation, molecular function: RNA polymerase II transcription regulatory region sequence-specific DNA binding; DNA-binding transcription factor activity, RNA polymerase II-specific; protein dimerization activity. Lineage: Eukaryota; Metazoa; Chordata; Testudines; Geoemydidae.
GCAAGGAAGGGGCACGGUGGGGAGUCCCCGGGGGGAGGACGUUGCACCUCGAGAUGGGGCUGGUCUCAGCUGGUUCCUGUCUCGUGUGCAGGGGGCUGUGACCACUCGUCGCCCAGCAGGCGGGUCAGUGGCAAACAGACGUGGCUGCAGGUGACCCUGGAGCACGCAGCCCGGCUCCAUCAUCCUCACUGCUGAGCUCCAGGCAGGCACCGAGAGGGAGAGGGGCUGAGCCGGGCGUGUGCAGUGUGGGAGCAGGAGGCCAGGCCGGGACAUGGAGUCCUAGGCUCCCACAUGGCAGUGCCAAGCACUAGACCCUGAGCCCAGGCUCAGCAUCCCACCUGCUGCCCCCAUGCAGCAGGGCACUGGCAUGGGCCCUGCUUCUCCCCGGCACGCCCAGGCACAGGCAGGGCGCGUGGCACUGGGCGGUGCCCUUGCCCUGGGGAGAGCCGAGCUGCCCAGCCCAGCCCAGGCCCUGGGAGAACUGGAGGGAGGCUCCGGCUGGGACCGCUCGUUCUCCUCCCAUGCAAAGUGCCAAGGAGGGGGCGGCCGGGGAGCGUGGGAUGCUCGCCCGGAUACUGCUCCAAGCAGGAGCGAGCCGCGGCGUCUCUCCUUACACGUCCUGGGAGGCAGAUAAGCAGCGAGCGCUGUGGGGUACUCCCAGCAGCUCCCCGCAGGCAGGGCACCCGGCACGCAGCACCUCCCAGUUAGCCCCAGGACCCUCCCGCCUUGGCCGAGGGAGACGCCCGGGCAGCGCAGCCUCCCAGACCUGCCGAUGGGAGCAGACUGCCCGGGCUGGCCCGGGACUAGCAGCACCGCUGGGCUGGGCAUGGCCGAAAGCACCUUUGCAGGGGCGGAAGGGAAGCGAAUGGAGACGUGCAGCCCCAGGCCAGCCUCUGCCCCGGCUGGCGGGAAGAUGAGAGGCAGCCCAGGCACACCAAGGCUCCCCCCGGGCUGGAGGAGAGCAAGCCAGCGAGAGGUGGGCAGCAGCCAGGGAGCCAGCAACGCGCCCAGCGACAGCCACAGCGCGACGGGGCCCCUCCCAGCUGCAGGCAGGGGCCAUGCCAGCUGCGCUCUGCCCAGAGGGAGCGUGGGGAAGCUGUGUCCCGAGAACGCCGCCCGGGAGCGCAGCCGUGUGCGGACCCUGCGCCAGGCCUUCCUGGCGCUCCAGGCUGCGCUGCCCUCGGUCCCGCCGGACACCAAGCUCUCCAAGCUGGACGUGCUCGUCCUGGCCACCAGCUACAUUGCCCACCUGACCCACACCUUGCACCAGGGCCAGCCGCCCCCCGAGGCAGCCCCACUGGCGAGGGCGCCCAGCUUCCUGCACCCCAUGAAGAAAUGGCCCAUGCGGUCCCGUCUCUACGCUGGAGCCUGGGGCGCGGACGUUGCUGACAUACCUGCAGCUGCCCCCGCAGUCCCCAGCAGCAGGAUGAGGAGGGCCUGUGAGGGGGGCAGCCCGGGGGCCGGCGGGGCGGCCCUGUGACACCUCCCAGCCUGCAGCCCCCUGCAUGGAGCCGAGCCCUGGACUGGCCCAGCCGGCUGCCUGCGCCCCACAGGACUCGCCUCGUCUCUGAUCUCCCAGACCCCGGCACCAGCAGCCAUGUGCACCGGGCCUGGCUGCCCCGGCUGGCACCGCCUCCUGCCACUGGCUCCAGCUCUCCUAGGGGUCUCUGCUGUCCCGGGACAGCCCUGCCAGUGCCACGCCGCAGCGCCCCAUUGCCCGGCCUGGCCAGCGAGGGACCGCAGGAGAUGGACUCAUCCCCUCCCUGCAGGGCCAAGCCAGGCGCCAGGCCGAGAGGAAGAGGAGGGAAGAGAUGGGGGAGGAGGAAGCCUGGCUGGGCACAGGCCAGAGAGCAGGUGGGAGCCACAUCACAGCGUGCCCUGCCCAGCCCUUGCCGUGGUCCCUGACCCCACGCUGGGCGAUCUGGGUUUGAUGGGCAGCGCGGUCCAGUCCUGGGCAUCAGGACUCCUGGGUUCUGUUCUUGCUGACGCAGUCGGUAGCCUGGGCCAGGCCGCCAGAGCAUAUGGACAUGGGAUCCGAGCCGGGAGCCACCUCGCCCGCAGUCCCGGCUCUCAUGGUGGCCAGUGCCAGGCGCUGCAGGGGGGUCCCAGAACCCCGCAGUGGCAGCUGCAGCUAAUCCGCCCCGUGAAGGCCUCCCCCGGUCUCUAAGCAGGAGCCGCUGGAGGCCUGAAGCUGGGGUUUCAUUCGCUGCCCCGAAGUGCCCUUAAGGCAGAGUUCAGGCUGAGCACUGACCCUGCCAUGUGCCCACCCCAGCCUGGGACCCGUCUCGGUGCCCUUGGGAGCCCAACCUUCGCCUGCAGUGCAGACGGGCGUCCGGGACACUCCCUCUGCCCGUGGCUUGGAGAGCACUGCCCAGCACCACGUGCCGGUCUCAAGCCAGUGCCCCGGGCACGGGGACCUUCGAGCCGUUUGGCUAUUAAAGUGAGUGCUGUAUGGGGGAGCCCCUUGAGCACCCCCGCACCACUGACCCUCCUCCUGCCCGUGCACAGUGACUGCGGGGGGCCCAGCAGGAUUGACAUCUGUCCCAUGCGGUCUGGGCACUGUCUGGGCUGCCGCUGUUGUGCAACGGCCCUGUCAUUAAAUGCUGCCUAGUGUCUCUCAGCCCCUGCAGCGCCCCAUGAGCACAGCAAUUCUCCGGCCAAGCUGACUACACGGGGAUUUCCCAGCACUCGGACGAAUCGGCUCUUAAACCGUCACCAUCGUGCAGCACCCCUGCCUUCCAACCAGUGACUGUUACUGAUCCCGGCGCUGGGAGCCCUGGGAGCCACGGGCAGCCCCUCUCUGAACUCCCCAGAUACUUGCCUCAACAACUUCCAGUGGCAGCGAGUUCCACAGGCUGAUUACGCAGCAUGGAACCAAUCUUUCCUUGUAUCAGCUCUGAAUUCCCCCCUUUGAACGUCCUUGACGGUCCCUUAGGCUUGGCCUCUGGGGCCGGGGGAGCAGAAUCUGCCUUCUCUGAGCGUCCUGGUUUUAGAGCCUUGUAGCACAUCCCUUCUCUGUCCCCCUGGAAGGCAACCAGCCCAGUUGUCUGUCUGUGCACAGCAGAGGUUUUCCAGCCCGUGUUGCCCUCUGCUGACCCCCCCGCUCUGCGCUCUCCUUGGCAGGGGAGGGCCCCGCACUGCACAUGGGGGCUCUGGAUUAUUCACUGCCUCCUUCCUUGUGUGACCCAGCGUUGGGCUCUGUGCCCCGGGCGCUCCCUGCCCCCGGGGGGCUGGGACAAUGCACAGCUGGGGGAGGGGGGGG